UCUUCUGUUCUCCGCCACACUAAUCUCCCAGGAAGAGGAGCGAGCAGCCAAAAAAAAAAAAAGGAGGAAAUGGUAGCGCUGAAGCAACAGAAGCGGCUCGCCGCAUCGGUGAUGAAGUGCGGGAAGGGCAAAGUUUGGCUCGAUCCAAAUGAAACCGCCGAUAUCUCCAUGGCCAACUCACGCCAAAACAUCAGGAAGUUGGUGAAUGAUGGUUUCAUCAUCAAGAAGCCAACCAAGAUCCACUCUCGCUCCAGGGCUCGCCGCAUGAAGAUUGCCAAGAUGAAGGGUCGUCACUCUGGAUAUGGUAAGAGGAAGGGUACACGUGAAGCUAGGUUGCCAACAAAGGUACUGUGGAUGCGCAGGAUGCGUGUGCUAAGGCGUCUCCUGAAGAAGUACAGAGAGUCGAAGAAGAUUGACAAGCACAUGUACCACGACAUGUACAUGCGUGUUAAGGGUAACGUGUUCAAGAACAAGCGUGUCUUGAUGGAGAGCAUCCACAAGUCCAAGGCCGAGAAGGCCAGAGAGAAGACCUUGUCUGAUCAGUUUGAGGCUAAGAGGGCUAAGAACAAGGCUAGCCGUGAAAGGAAACAUGCUAGGAGAGAAGAGCGUCUCGCUAAGGGUCCUGGUGGAGAUGUCGAGCCUGCGACUGCACCACCACCAGCUGCUGCUGCUACUACUGCUCAAACCGAGGUACCGAAGAAGAAGUCUAAGAAGUGAAGAGGAUAGUCAUCAAGCCUCAGUUCAUUUACUUGACUUUGAAGAAGUUUUUUGAAUGUUUUAUGAAGUUGGUUUUGUUGAAAUACUCUCUUGGCUCAGAAAGACAUUAUUGUUAUGUUUUUAAAGAUUUUUUAGCUUAUCAGUUUACUUUCUUUUCGAGACA
Molecule: messenger RNA, 880 nt
Organism: Raphanus sativus (radish)
Lineage: Eukaryota; Viridiplantae; Streptophyta; Magnoliopsida; Brassicales; Brassicaceae
Product: 60S ribosomal protein L19-1
Exons: 5
Coding region: 70-717 (215 amino acids)
Biological process (GO): translation
Cellular component (GO): cytosolic large ribosomal subunit; ribosome
Molecular function (GO): RNA binding; structural constituent of ribosome
Source: RefSeq, a predicted model, not a curated record